AUGCUUGAAACAGAAAGCUCAAAGCCUUUGCAAGUCAAGAGAUAAACUUCUGAGGAGAUUUUAUAGCAAAUGGCUUCGAAGAAUAAAAUUAAAAAAUCGGUAUCAUUGAAAAACAAAAACAGUAUAGCUAGGCUUAGGAUAUUUAAUGAGCAAGGGAUUUAAUAAAAUGAGGAAGUAUUUACAGAGCCAAAUAAAAAAACGAGCUUAUAAGAAAUAUAUGGCAGUCAGUUAUAGUUUAAAAAGACUAGCUAAUCAUAAUAUUUAAACACUUAGUAGAAUUCUUAAAAUUUUCAACAAUCAAAUUAAAAUAUUGGAUAAGAUUUAUCUUAACAAGAUGAAAAAGAAAAGUCAAAUAAAUUUUUAAACCUUAUUGCCCAACUUAAAAUGAAAAAGAUUGCAAAAAACUUUAUUAAUAAUCUACCUCUUCGUAGAUUCUAAUUCUUGAAAAGUAAACAAUAUUCUUUGAUAAAUGAUAAAUCUACAGAUAAAAAUCUAGAGAAAAGUCAAUAACUUAUAGAGGAAACUUAGAAAAAAACCACCAAUAAAACAUUAGAUAGACUAAGAAAGUUUAUUCCUGUUUUUUAACCAUAAAAUAAAUACAAACUUUCAUGGGAUAUGCUUCAAAUAAUAGGGAUAAUAACUUUUAUGUUUACUAUUCCAAUACAUUUAUCUAAUAAUAUUUUACUAGAAGAAAUAAUCAGUAUUUAUUUUCUUAAAACGCUAGUUAUUAUACUAAGUUUUGAUAUUGCUGUUAACUUUAAUACAGGAUUUUUUGAAAAAGGUGAAUUGAUUACCUCGAGGACUAGAAUCGCUCAAAAUUACAUUAAAAAUAUGCUGUUCGUUGAUUUGAUGAGUAUCAUACCUCUUAUAGCUUAUUUUUUAAAGCAUUAGAAUUCAGUUAGCAUAACUAGCUUUUUUCUCCUUUCCUUCUUUUGUAAAAUAAGGUGUUUUACGAGAAUAUUUCGCAAAUUAGAAGAAAUUAUAAGGAUGUAACAUGUUGCACUCAAUCUGCUCUAGCUUUUCAAAUUAUUAUCUACAACACUCAUUUUUACACAUAUAUUUUCCUGUAUUUGGAUAUACACAGGAGAAAAUACAGGUCAAUAGAACAAUUGGAUUUCUUACAGUCGAUUACAAGAUGAAGAAUGGUACAUAAUAUAUCUUAAGGCUUACUAUUUUGUCACUGUUACAAUGGUAACAGUUGGUUAUGGAGAUAUAGUUCCAGUUAAUUAUAUAGAAAUUUUAAUAACAAUUAUAAUAAUGCUUAUAUCAUGUGGUAUAUUUGCUUACGCUUUAAAUUAGAUUGGUAUCAUAUUUGAAGAGCUCUAAAGCUAAAGUAGACAAUCAUAAAAAUAUUUUAUGAUUCUAAAUAAUUAUAUGGAGUAAAGAAAUAUUAGUUUUUCUUUACAGUACUAGAUUAGAGAAUACUUAGAUUAUUAUUGGAAGGAAAGCAAAUAGAAUAAAAGUUAAUUAGAAUAGUAAAUUCUUUCUUAGCUCUCAGAAACUCUAAAAUAGAGACUGUUGAUUGAAGCGAAUAAGAUUAUUCUAAAAGACUCUCCUAUCUUCAACUAUAAUUUUACUGAUAAACUGCUUUAAAAAACUCUUCCGUUGAUAUAAGAGAUGCAUUGCACACCUGAAUAAAUUAUUUUUUCUUAGAAUUAGGUAGACCAUCAUGAUAUAUAUUUUAUUGAAAAGGGAAAAAUAGAAUUGUUUACUAUAAUUAAUCAGAAAAAAAGAAAUAAUAGUGGACUACACAAAUCACUCAAAGUCUUAGAAAAGGGAUCAAGUUUUGGAGAAUAAAGCUUUUUUACAGGUACAGAAAGAAAAAUAUCUGCAAGAAGUCUCGAUUUUACAAAGUUGCUUUAUAUUCGUAGACAAGAUUUUAUAGAUUUACUCAAAGAAUUCCCUUAAGAUAAUGAAUCGUUUUGUAUGAUUAAAGAUCUAGUUAGCUCUGGAUAGUACGAAAAAAUUGGAUUAAAGUGUUAUUGUUGUGAUAAUUCUACUAAACAUAGUUAUGUUGAAUGUCCAUAUAUUCAUUAUAUACCAGACAAAUAUAAGAUUAUUAAAAUGGAAUAUUCUACUCAUCAGUAAAGGCAAAAAAAAGAUAGAAGAAAAUAAUUCAAAGAAAGAGCCCUUAAUGAGCUUGGUAGAAAUACUUAUAAAAUUCAAGAUUUUAUCGAAAAAAACUAAGAAUAUCUUGCUAAAUAAAGCACAGAAGAUUCUUAGGAUGACUACUGUAUAUAAGAGUAUACUGAUGAAAAUAGUAGCAGCUAAGAAUAUGAAAAUUCAAUCAAAAGUGACGAAAGUUCAGAGCUGAUGAGCGAAAGUGAAAUGAGUGUAGGAAGGGAGAAAGAAAAUUUAGAAAACCUUUAAAAAAAAGAGAGUCCUAAAUCAUUUACUUCAAAAAAAGAAAACUAGUAGCAAUCUGAUGGACAAGAUUUUCAUAUUUAAUUUUCAAAUUUCGAUCAUAUCAAUUAGGAUGAUUAAAUAACAUUUAUGUAAGUACCUACCUAAAAUAAAAUAUAAUCUAUAGAAAAAUCUCCUAGCUCAGUUAAUAAGUUAUAAAUUUACAAAGAUUCUUAAAAUAAGUCAGUAUCAAAAAAAGGAGGAGUUUUGAGUAAUUUUUAAAAAUUGAAAUACAAUAAACCAAAUCAAUAAAUAAUAAAUGGCACUGUUGAUCCUUCCCAAGAAAUAGAUUCACCAAUGGCUCAGUACAGAUAAUCUAAGAACUUUUAGUUCUCUCAGUUCAAAAAUAAGAAGAAAAUUAACCAUUUUGAGUAGAAUUAAAUUCCAUAUUCGCUACAUGAUAAUUCCAUUACUUCCAGCAAUAAUGAAAUGAAGUCAACCCCAACUUUAAGAAAAAAUAUUUCAAAGAAUAAAAAUAAUAAUUAGAUUCCUUCUACAUCUCCUUAACUUUAAAAUAGAAUUUCUUCUAAACGGAAAUCCGAUAAAGCUGCACAUAUGCAAAAAGAAAGUGCUAAACAUUAGCCUGAAAGCUAAAAGACCUUUACAUUAGAGAAAGUUAUAGCUCAUUCAUUUCACAACUAAUCAAAAAAUUAUGAGAGUGAUUAAUAGUAUGCAGAAUCUUCACCAUAAUGGUCGCAUAAAGCUCUGAAUAAAUUAUACAAUCUAUCAAUUUCGAGGAAAGAAUCUUUCAAGCAUCCUUAGAGCACACCUUCCUACAGACAUAGUAGCUCAAACACUCAGCUAUUCCCAAAAACUGAACAAAACAACAUGUCUUUGCUAAAUAACUUCAAAAUAAAAGAAUCGCUUGAAGACUUAGAUCGCUUAAAAAUAUUCAGUGUUUAUUUUGUUAAAUUUAAUUUUGACAAGGUCAUUAAAUAUUCUAAUUAAAUUGUGAUGAAAAACAUUAAAAACAUUGUUAAAUCUAAAACUAUAACCAGGAGAUUAACAUAAUAAUCAUCAAAUUUAUUGCAUAAUUAGCUAAUUCACUCUCCUCUAAGAUAGAAUUCGUAGUCAUUUAUAUUUGACUCUAGCAAUAAACCAAAAUAAAGUUAGUAGUCUUCUAAUGCAAAUAUAUUAAAGUCAUGUGAGUAUUUAGAUGAUGAUCUAUGCAUCUUUGAAAAAUAAAAAUAAGAAUUUUCAGGUCCUAACUCUGUUUAUCAUUAAACAAUAAACUAAAAAAAAUAUAACAGCAAACCUUAUUCGAAGCAACAAAAAUAGAGAAUAAUUUAACUUAAUCAAUAGUUUAGGAGAAAAUCUUUAAUGGUAAAAUCCAGAUCAUUCCUUGAUUAUGCAUUAAAAAAAUAUUCUGCAUCUUAAGAUUUUAACUAAGACAUUAAUCAAGAAAAUGCAAGUCCUCAACCUAAGCUUUAAAAAUUAAAAAGUUUUUAAAUAGAUACAAAUAAAUUUAAUGGAAUCAAGUUCUAAAACUUAAAUAAAAGAAGAUCUUCUAUUGAAUCUGAUUUAAAAUCCAUUAAAAGUGUUUAAGAAAACUGUUCCUAAGCAGAUUUAGAAGAUUAAGUAGAUUCGACAAAUAUCAUAAAUAUUCGUUCAAAUAAUUCUCGUUCAAUUGAUUUAAAAUAAAGCUUAAGAAGAACUUCUUUGCCAAAUAAUAAAAUAAUUUCUCUAAAUCUUAUAAAGUAGACUUAUAAAUCUUCUUCUUCCUCUUCAUCGUCAUCCUCUUCAUAAUCUUCUCAUGAAUCGUCUCCUUCAUUAAAAAAAAAAUUAUCUUAGCUUUCAGUUUCUCCAAUAUCAAAAGUUAAAACUAAUAAUAAAUUGAAAAAACAAGAUAAUGAUGAUGAUAUUGACAACUAUGAUGAUGAUAAUUAUAAUAAAAAUGCAUAAGACGAUUUUAACAAUCAAAUUUAUGAUUAAAAUAAUGAAUAAUAUAUGUAAAUUCAAAUAAAAAAUACAUUAAAUAGUGAAAAAAAUAGUUAAUGA
This is a messenger RNA of Tetrahymena thermophila SB210, 4401 nucleotides long. Its product is annotated as cation channel family protein. NCBI's taxonomy places the organism in Eukaryota, Ciliophora, Oligohymenophorea, Hymenostomatida, Tetrahymenidae. The record is from RefSeq and is a predicted model, not a curated record. The transcript has 6 exons.